AUGGUGAGUGAGUGGUCAAAGGAAUCAUCAACGCGCACAACUAUCAUGAGCGAUCUUCAGCACGGCAGAGCGGGAGUAGCAUUAGACAAACGGUCCCAUAGCACAGACAACCUUGCGGGUAGUGGUACGAGAGAGGUUGGUACGUUGGCGAGCCGUCGGUUCCCGAGCGCUCCGAACCUAGUGGACCAUGAGUCAGAGAUGGCCUUUGUGAUACAUCGCUGUAACAGCAGCAGUAAUAGCAGCAGCAGCAGCAGCAAGCGCAUUCCACCGUUCAACUAUUACGACUGCAUCAAUCCAACAUCCGCCCCAUCAACAACGCCCCCUACGGGUCCGAUAGAGUAUGGGGAGUAUCAGGCGACACCGCCGACCAAAUCCCGAUCCGUCCAGAUGAGUUUCUUGGAUGAUCUCGUACCGCAGAAAGGGCGUCGGUUGCGGAAGCACUUUAACGAGUUAGAACCGUUCGAUGGUCAGUGUCGGUUCUGGACCGAUUCCCCGCUAGAACGAAUACAUCCGGAGCAGGGUUGCAUACCUAUCCUGAAGGCCGUUUACUUUUCGCGCAAUAACAAUGAUCUAGACAAAGAGAACGCCCACUUUAAGCUGGCCGAAGCGCUUAUUUCGACCUUUGAGUUGCUCAAGUGGAAAAGCUUUUUGAAUCGCACACCGAGCAGUCUGUCGAAUCUUGAUUGGGAGAUGCCUAGCGAAGGAAGUGUUACAGUUCCGGCCGCUAGCGGCAGUACACGGAAAGGUACACUUACGGCAAACCAAUCUGAUACGGAUCCGUUAGAUGAAAGCUGCGAGGCGAUAGAGGCAAAGGAAAGCAUCUACGACGAGCGAACGUACUCGGCGGAAGAGAUAGCGAUAAGUCUGCUGGGGAAAUUUCAAGAUAAGCAGCUUCCAUCGGCGUGUGAUUUUCUUUGGCUGGUGUCGGAACAGGACGCACCACAGAAGCUGCUGCCGGUGCCGAGCGGAGGCGUAAUAGAUCCAGAUGAAUCGUCACAUCACCCACACGACACGGGUACGCUUAUACGUGGUACGCAAGAGUGGGCUCCACCCCGGCCACAGGUCAUAUUCACCUACCAACCACCACCGCUAGAACGUCGCGCACAAAUCAUUCGGCAAAGUAACCGAUGUGAGGGGUGUGGCAUUAAGGUAAAUCCGACAUAUUUGAGCCGCUAUCGAUAUUGCCACUACACAGGGAAAUAUAACUGCUCCGGCUGUCACAAAAACCAGAUGGCCAUUAUACCGGCACGCGUCAUACAGCGGUGGGACUUUACCGUGCUUCCCGUUAGCGUAUUUGCGUACCGGGUGUUGGGUGAUAUCUGGAGCACACCUCUGUAUCGUGUAAAUCAUCUCUAUCCCGAACUGUACAGUAACGUGAAGAGUCUACGCAUGGUACGGCAGGCUCGCGCAAACGUAAAGUACGCCAAGGACUUCAUCAUGAACUGCCGCCAUUCGAACAGCUCACGCCGUGUCUUCCAGGAAGUGCCUGAAUACUAUAUCUCCGACUUUGACAUGUGGUCGAUGGCGGACUUUCUCGCUGUUAAGAGUGGCGCACUAUUGCGACUGCUCCACUCGAUUGUGGCGCGCUGCGAACGUCACAUUUUAACGUGCGAGCUUUGUCUCGGGCGUGGCUUUGUGUGUGAAAAGUGCAUCGGCACUACGCGGAAGGAGCUGUGCGAGCUGUUUCCUUGGCAGCCACGCGUGAUUCGGUGUGAAGAGUGCGGUGCCUGCUACCAUGAGGCUUGCUGGCGGAAAGACAAAAGCUGCGAACGAUGCAACCGGAUACUGCGACGACGGACAGAAGCACGAGCAGAACAAACGGAAAAAUGCUAG
This is a messenger RNA of Anopheles marshallii, 1833 nucleotides long. It is a transcript of the gene Rubicon, whose product is annotated as run domain Beclin-1-interacting and cysteine-rich domain-containing protein. The transcript is spliced from 5 exons. NCBI's taxonomy places the organism in Eukaryota, Metazoa, Arthropoda, Insecta, Diptera, Culicidae. The record is from RefSeq and is a predicted model, not a curated record. The coding region runs from base 1 to 1833 and encodes 610 amino acids. Gene Ontology annotation, cellular component: intracellular membrane-bounded organelle. Gene Ontology annotation, molecular function: phosphatidylinositol phosphate binding.